GAUAAGGAUGAUUCAGUUUCUUUUUUGGGUUUACUCUGUAAUAAGCAGUGUUCUUUCAAGUACAGCAUCUGCAGAAGAUGUUUGUGGCGAACGAAAAGAUUCCAGUUGGAGAUGGAACGUACGGAUAAUCGACAGGGUACCAGUCCGUGAUUCGAUACUCUGCGAUGGAACAUUAUUAAAUGAAAGGUUUGUGCUAACUGUAGCGCACUGUUUGUUCGAUCUUAAUGGUGAUCCGCUUGAUGUUCGUAAACUAUGGAUUUUGAUUGCGGACGGUGAAUCAAUGUCCAUAGAACGAACCUACUACCCAAAACCGUUCAAUGUGGAAGAACUGGAUAACGAUUUGGUGUUAAUCAUGAUGGAUCGGCGAGUGGUGUUCAAUGCGCUAGUUGCUCCCGUUUGUAUACCUGAUCCCACCAGAAAGAAAUUGAAAGAGGUUGUUGUUCCUUCGUGGGAGAGUGAAAUGUUACCGAUAAACGAUCCGGUUACAUGCCGAACUAACACCGAAAAAAUAUUCCAAAAGACGUUCGAAGGGGCUCUCUGUCUAGGAUUUUUCAAAGAAACCCACAAGUUUAUUGAAAACGCAGGAAACGGUUUAUUCGAAUAUAAGAACGGUAAAUGGUUCCUAGUUGGAGUGCAAAUGUACGGUACUGGCCAAACUAAAGCACAAACAAGCUACAUUGGAGCCGUUUCACUGCAACCGUAUGUCAUUUGGCUAAGAGGGAUAUUAAAUUACCAUGCAGCGCCUAACCUUAGCGAGAAAAAAUGCGAAGAGCUCACACUCAAUAAGAGCCCACAAGCUAUUGACAGAGAUGAAGCGGUUAAUCUUUUAGAAUCUGAGCGAACAUCCUCGCGUACUUUAUGCCAUGGAACACUUAUCAGUCCUCGAUUUGUGCUGACGACAGCUAAAUGUGCUCGAAAAACAAAACGCGUGUUUAUUUCAUAUGGCGCCAACAAUUCUGAGGGGUUUAACAACUUGAAAUUUUAUUACGAGGAAUGGAACGACAAACUGGCACUUAUUGAUCUGCAACAGGAUGUGAGAAAUUCUGAGAUUAUGCUAAGCUGCUUGGGGAUCGGAAGGGAUACGGAAAGUUUUGUUUUUGGUACACAAAUUAUUCACCGAAAUUCCUUUACUCAUAUCGAAGGUCUCCAGGUCCAGUAUCGCGCGAACUCUCCGCUUCAGGUGAAGUACUACUGUUCACGGUAUCUGUACCCGGGGCAGUUAACCAUUGCUGGGGAUGCACUGACUAUUAAAGAACAAAACGACACUCGUAACCGACUAAUUGGUUUCCUAGAGGAAGAGCUGAGCUGUGAAUCGUGGGAUUAUUUCUACGAACGUCCAAAAAUGGUAGAAGGCAUUAAUAUUGAGAUGUAUUUACCUUGGAUAGAAGAUAUCGUAUGGCAAAGCAGAAAUUAAUUAUUUGACGGAAAUGAUCUGCAUUACGAUGCCUCAAGACUUGGGGUGAAUCGCGCAAUGAAGCGAGUUUUUUAUUUACAUGAAAGUGACAAUUCGAUUCGAGAUGAGCAUUUUCACCCCUAUCGUGACUAUCGCCCUUUAAAAAUAUAUCUAUACGUUAUGCUAUUAUUCCAAAUUUCCUGAAUUAAGGGGAUGCACCACUGUAGAGCACGAAAAAAUAGACAUAUUUCGGAAAUUUUUCUUGACGCAAUGAAGGAAUGAAUCGAGAUCCUGUAAGGGAUCAUUCAUAAAUUACGUAACGCUUUUAGGGGGGAGGGAGAAGGUAUGGCAAGUUGUGAC
Molecule: messenger RNA, 1753 nt
Organism: Topomyia yanbarensis
Lineage: Eukaryota; Metazoa; Arthropoda; Insecta; Diptera; Culicidae
Product: serine protease 33-like
Exons: 5
Coding region: 8-1414 (468 amino acids)
Biological process (GO): proteolysis
Molecular function (GO): serine-type endopeptidase activity
Source: RefSeq, a predicted model, not a curated record